AUGCACCGACUUCCACACACCAAUCACAAGAGCACGCUUGUGAUUGGUGUGAUGACAAAAUUGAUACCACAAAACUUAACAAUUUCAGCAAGGAAGUCACAGAUAUUUACGACACAUGCAUACAACCAGCCAGGCGUGCUCAUCCAAGUUUUCGAGGGCGAGGCAUCUAUGACAUCACACUGCAACCUGCUUGGAAAGUUUGGGUUACAACAGGAGAAAAAACUCUCAAAGGCACAGGUGGACAAGAUGGUUGCAGACGCAAAGAAGUUCAAGGCGGAGGACGGCAAGAUGAUAACUAUUGAGGCUAAAAAUCGACACUAA
This is a messenger RNA of Entamoeba invadens IP1, 321 nucleotides long. Its product is annotated as heat shock protein, putative. Gene Ontology annotation, cellular component: cytoplasm. The record is from RefSeq and is a predicted model, not a curated record. Gene Ontology annotation, biological process: protein refolding; cellular response to unfolded protein. The coding region runs from base 1 to 321 and encodes 106 amino acids. NCBI's taxonomy places the organism in Eukaryota, Evosea, Mastigamoebida, Endamoebidae. Gene Ontology annotation, molecular function: ATP hydrolysis activity; ATP-dependent protein folding chaperone; ATP binding. The transcript is spliced from 2 exons.